Messenger RNA from Gorilla gorilla gorilla (western lowland gorilla), 3256 nucleotides. It is a transcript of the gene ZMYND11, whose product is annotated as zinc finger MYND-type containing 11. Gene Ontology annotation, molecular function: transcription corepressor activity; DNA binding. NCBI's taxonomy places the organism in Eukaryota, Metazoa, Chordata, Mammalia, Primates, Hominidae. The record is from RefSeq and is a predicted model, not a curated record. The coding region runs from base 385 to 2193 and encodes 602 amino acids. Gene Ontology annotation, cellular component: nucleus. Gene Ontology annotation, biological process: regulation of transcription elongation by RNA polymerase II; regulation of signal transduction. The transcript has 15 exons.
GAGCCGGGCCGGCCGCGCGCAAGUCCGGCGCCAGCCGCUAGAGCCCCCAGUGCGCGGCCCGGCCGCGGGGCGCCUCGACCCGACACAAUAAACUCCGAGGGCGGGCGGGCCGAGGGGCCGGUGGGGCCGAGCGGCCGCCCCGCGCAGCAUCGCCAUGUGAGCGGCUGCCGCGGCCUCGCGGGGACCCAACUUUCCCGGGCGGCGGCGCCCAACUUCCCGCCGCCCGCUCCGGCCCCGCAGGCCUGCGGCGCCAGGGGGAGACGCGAGUAAGUGCGGGCGGCGGUGCCCUCCCGGCCCUCACCCCGCACGCGGCGACCCGGCCGCCUAGCCUCCCUCGCUCAGGCGCGACCGCGGCGUUCUCUGAGCUAAAGAAGUAAACAGGUCAUGGCACGUUUAACAAAAAGACGACAGGCGGAUACAAAAGCUAUCCAGCAUCUUUGGGCAGCCAUUGAGAUUAUACGGAACCAGAAGCAGAUUGCCAACAUUGACCGUAUUACAAAGUAUAUGUCUCGAGUCCACGGUAUGCACCCUAAAGAGACCACCCGUCAGCUGAGCUUAGCUGUGAAAGAUGGUCUUAUUGUCGAAACUCUAACAGUGGGCUGCAAAGGUUCAAAAGCUGGUAUUGAACAAGAAGGAUAUUGGUUGCCAGGAGAUGAGAUUGACUGGGAAACAGAAAAUCAUGACUGGUAUUGUUUUGAAUGCCAUUUGCCUGGAGAGGUGUUGAUAUGUGACCUGUGUUUUCGUGUGUAUCAUUCCAAGUGUUUGUCUGAUGAGUUCAGGCUUAGAGACAGCAGUAGUCCCUGGCAGUGCCCAGUUUGCAGGAGCAUUAAGAAGAAGAAUACAAACAAACAGGAGAUGGGCACAUACCUGAGAUUCAUUGUCUCCCGCAUGAAGGAGAGGGCUAUAGAUCUUAAUAAAAAGGGGAAGGACAAUAAACACCCGAUGUACAGGAGGCUGGUGCACUCAGCUGUGGACGUUCCCACCAUUCAAGAGAAAGUGAAUGAAGGGAAAUACCGAAGUUAUGAAGAGUUCAAAGCUGAUGCCCAAUUGCUUCUCCACAAUACCGUGAUUUUCUAUGGAGCAGACAGUGAGCAAGCUGACAUUGCGAGGAUGCUAUAUAAAGACACAUGUCAUGAGCUGGAUGAACUGCAGCUUUGCAAGAAUUGCUUUUACUUGUCAAAUGCUCGUCCUGACAACUGGUUCUGUUAUCCUUGUAUACCUAAUCAUGAGCUGGUUUGGGCUAAAAUGAAAGGUUUUGGGUUUUGGCCAGCCAAAGUCAUGCAGAAAGAAGACAAUCAAGUCGACGUUCGCUUCUUUGGCCACCACCACCAGAGGGCCUGGAUUCCUUCUGAAAACAUUCAAGAUAUCACAGUCAACAUUCAUCGGCUGCACGUGAAGCGCAGUAUGGGUUGGAAAAAGGCCUGUGAUGAGCUGGAGCUGCAUCAGCGUUUCCUACGAGAAGGGAGAUUUUGGAAAUCUAAGAAUGAGGACCGAGGUGAGGAAGAGGCAGAAUCCAGUAUCUCCUCCACCAGUAAUGAGCAGCUAAAGGUCACUCAAGAACCAAGAGCAAAGAAAGGACGACGUAAUCAAAGUGUGGAGCCCAAAAAGGAAGAACCAGAGCCUGAAACAGAAGCAGUAAGUUCUAGCCAGGAAAUACCCACGAUGCCUCAGCCCAUCGAAAAAGUCUCCGUGUCAACUCAGACCAAGAAGUUAAGUGCCUCUUCACCAAGAAUGCUGCAUCGGAGCACCCAGACCACAAACGACGGCGUGUGUCAGAGCAUGUGCCAUGACAAAUACACCAAGAUCUUCAAUGACUUCAAAGACCGGAUGAAGUCGGACCACAAGCGGGAGACAGAGCGUGUUGUCCGAGAAGCUCUGGAGAAGCUGCGUUCUGAAAUGGAAGAAGAAAAGAGACAAGCUGUAAAUAAAGCUGUAGCCAACAUGCAGGGUGAGAUGGACAGAAAAUGUAAGCAAGUAAAGGAAAAGUGUAAGGAGGAAUUUGUAGAAGAAAUCAAGAAGCUGGCAACACAGCACAAGCAACUGAUUUCUCAGACCAAGAAGAAGCAGUGGUGCUACAACUGUGAGGAGGAGGCCAUGUACCACUGCUGCUGGAACACAUCCUACUGCUCCAUCAAGUGCCAGCAGGAGCACUGGCACGCGGAGCACAAGCGCACCUGCCGCCGGAAAAGAUGAAGCUGGCCCUUCCCGGAGUCACCCCGAUGAUUACUCUUUUCAGACACAGCGGUUUUUGUUUCCAAGAAGCCAAAAUUGUUUAGAAUUUGCUUCCCAUUUUGCACCAGCCUUUAAACACUUUUCGUGAAGAAAUUUUGCACAGUAGUUUAAAUCUUUUGUUAAUGCUCCUCCGAAGUUUUUCAGGGGUAAAAGUAACAUCAGUGGAGGGUAUUAUUUUAAAUAAAUUUUAAUUGAGAAUUUGUUGCAUUUUCAGCAAAUUUUAAAACAUUUUUAGGUUUUACAGAGAUUUUAACCUUUAAACAACAGAUCUUUAAAAAACAGGUGAAUACAAGUGAGUUUAACAAAGAAACAUUUAGAAUAGAUCUGAAUGUAAGAACUACAGAACUGUUUCAGAAAUAAAACAUACUACCUUGAUGUGACAUUUUUUUCUUAACCUUGUUGAGCUGGUUUUGUUCAGCUUAAUUUACUGUUCAAAGGCAUUAUCUGUUGGUCACACCAGUGGGUAUAUGAUUGAAUUUAGGGAACAGGGUUGACACAGCAGGGCUAGUCCUGCAUAUUUUUUCUUAAAUAUUUCCCAAUUGUGUUUUUCAUUAUUUCUUUUCAAUAUAUAACUUUUAUAACAAAUUAUUAGCUUUGAUCUUGUAGUUUAAAAUUGCAGGGAACUGGGGUAAUCUUUUACUGAGCUGGAUCUUAGAGAAAAUGAAUAUUUAAAUUUUAAAGUUUGCACAUUUCAUCUUUGUCCUAACAUGAGUGCUUGUAACAAAAUAAACAACAAAAACAAAGCCAAAAACUACCUUUAUCCAUAUGUGAAAUUAUAGAUGAGGCAUACGAAUUUGUUUAAUGCUUCCCUUCCCACAUAUCAUCUCACUGCCUAUUAUCUGGUGUCACCUCAUGUAUCGUAAGUUAAUACUAAAAGAAGAGAAAGCACUUAAGUAAGUUUCACAGAAGCCGUUAUGUUUGUAGUAAUGGGUCAUUGCCUACUAAUGAACUCCAUCACUGUACACAGAAUGAAGAAUAAUGCAUGUUAAUUUUCUUGUAUUAAAGAUGCCGUGAUUUGUAAAAA